This is a messenger RNA of Drosophila navojoa, 6180 nucleotides long. RefSeq lists its product as uncharacterized. Gene Ontology annotation, biological process: microtubule-based movement; mitotic cell cycle. The record is from RefSeq and is a predicted model, not a curated record. NCBI's taxonomy places the organism in Eukaryota, Metazoa, Arthropoda, Insecta, Diptera, Drosophilidae. Gene Ontology annotation, molecular function: microtubule binding; microtubule motor activity; ATP binding. Gene Ontology annotation, cellular component: microtubule.
AUUUGUUUCGAAUUAACUGUAAAGAAAUGUUAUAUGAAAAGAGUUCGUUUGUCGAUUAGUGUCGUUUUUUAUCUUAGAAAUAUAAAGAAAAAUUGUCUAAUUGUGUUGUUGUUUAAAUAUGUCCGCCAAAAACGCCAUUCAGGUGUGCAUCAAGGUGCGUCCAUGCGAGCAGGACAAGACCACAUUGUGGCAAGUGAAGGACAAUCGCGCUAUUCAGAUCAUCGAUGGCCAGUCCGAGCCCUGCGUCUUUGACUAUGUCUUCGAUCAGGAUACGAACAAUCAAAUAGUAUUCGAUUGCAUGGCCAAGCACAUUAUUGAAGCCUGCAUGAAAGGCUUCAAUGGCACGAUCUUUGCCUACGGUCAAACUUCGUCGGGCAAGACGUACACCAUGAUGGGCGAUGAGCAAAAUCCAGGUGUAAUGGUUCUGGCUGCGAAGGAGAUCUUUAAACAGAUUGCUCGCCACAGCGAUCGCGACUUUUUGCUGCGGGUCGGUUACAUUGAGAUUUACAACGAGAAGAUCUACGAUUUGCUUAAUAAGAAGAAUCAGGAUCUCAAGAUUCAUGAGAGCAACGGCAUGGUGCAUGUCAAUUGUGAAGAGUGCAUCAUUACCAGCGAGGAGGACCUGCUGCAGUUCCUGUGCAUGGGCAACAAGGAGCGCACUGUGGGUGAAACCAAUAUGAAUGAACGCUCCAGUCGUUCACAUGCCAUAUUUCGCAUCAUCAUUGAAUCUCGUAAAACUGAUCGGAAUGAUGACGAUGCUGUUAUUCAAAGCCUGCUGAACCUGGUGGAUUUGGCGGGCUCCGAGCGCGCCGAUCAAACGGGCGCGCGUGGCGCUCGCCUGAAGGAGGGCGGACACAUCAAUAAGAGUCUUCAUUUCCUGAGCAAUGUGAUCAAGAGUCUGGCUGAGAACGAGGAGAACAAAUAUGUUAGCUUUCGGGACUCGAAGCUGACGCGCAUAUUGCAAGCCUCGCUGGGUGGGAAUGCAUUUACGUCCAUAAUCUGCAGCAUCAAGCCCUCAAUUUUGGAGGAAUCUCAGUCGACACUGAAUUUUGCGAUGCGCGCAAAGAAAAUCCGUUCCAAACCACAAAUGAAUGAAAUCGUAUCCGAUGCGACCAUGAUGAAGCGCCUAGAGCGUGAGAUUAAGGAGCUCAAGGAUCGUUUGGCUGAGGAGCAGCGCAGAAAUGAGAGCCAGAUCAAGGUGCGUCUCUUGGAGCAAAGAAUCAAGACGGAUACGUUGAAAAUAAUAAGCAGCAAUACAAUCGCUGAUAACCGCAAUAAGAAUCGUCGACGCACAUGGUGUCCAGCUACAUCGAAUCCACACCCUGUGACAGCCAAUGGCGACGAGGCCGCGGCGCCCAGUGCAGCUGCUGCGUUUGCUUUCAAUGGACAGCACAAAUUUUCGGGCUUACCGAAGCCCACUUUCAAUCCAUCAACUCCGUAUUUGAGCCACCGGCCCGGCCUAAAUGCGCCAAAAACAAUAAACAUUAUGAAGUCUCUGGAACUAACCGAGGAGGAAGAAUUUAAACCCUCUGCUGAGUUUAACUUUGGAGAUGUCCCGGACCCGAUGACCAAUAGUCGCAUCCUUCCUCCUCUCAGCCUAACUCCUCGCAUAUCGCAAGGAGAUGAACGCAGUAAGCAAAUGAUCGAGCGUGAUCUUGUGGAGUUAUCAACGUUCGUGAAGCUAGAGCAGAACAUUGGUAACGAGUGGGAUGACCUAAAUAACAAAUAUGCUGUUGCUACAGCUCAAGUCGAUGAGCUGCAGUCUGAGAGAAUCAAUCUAAUAGAGCGCUGUGAAGCCCUUCAGGCCGAGGUAGAUGCUCUGACUAAGUCGAAGCAAGCAGCUGAUACAAAACUCGAGCAGUACGAGGAGCAGUUGAACACGUUGAAGCAAACUGUCGAAAGGCUGGAGAUGGAAAACCGUGCUGCAAUCGAUUUGGAGUUUCAGUUCGAGAAUCAUAAAUCGAAGUCGAAGUUGCGGGAAAAUGAACUGCUGUCGGUGCUGUCUGAGAAGACUGACACCAUAGACAAUCUGGAGAAGACACUCAAGGAAUUGUCUAAGGAUGUGCUACGCAACAGUAAGGAGGAUCAUAUGCGUUCCAUGUGUCCGGAGAUUGAAGUCAGCUGUGAGCGCAUCUGUGACAAGUGUGUGGAUUUGGAGCGCAUGCUGGAGGAGUUCAAAAAGACAACAUCCAACGGUGAUGCCGCCCAGGUCAUUGAUUCUGAACGUGAGCAGCUGCGUGCGGAGAUCGCCAACACGCGAGCUCAGCUGGAAAGUGUGCAGAGCGCCUACAGACAGAUGGAAACAGAUGUGGCUGAAAAGUCGGAGCUAUGUGACCGUCUAAGCCGCGACGUCAUCUCCGCCGAGGAAGCCAAGACUGUGCUCCAGGAGAAAUGCGACGACUUGGAGAUUGCACAGCAACAGCACGAUGAGGUCAUACGAAGAAUGCAGGCCGAGUACGAAGCCAUUCAGGCAAAGUACCAAAAGCUACAGCAGGAUUAUGAACUGCUCGAGAAAACCACUGCCGCUUCAGAGGAGGAACAUCAAAAGCUGUUGCUUCAAAAUGAAAGUUUGCAGCAGGAGAUUAGCACGUUGAAGGAAUCAUUCGAGCAGGUGCAACAGACGCUGCUGCAGAGCACAAAUGAAGAAGAUAAGUCGGUACUUCUGGAUCAGCUGAAGGCCCACAAUGAUGAACUCGUCGCGAACCUAGCUCAAUUGGAGGCCAAGUAUAAUGAAAUGCAACACGAAUACGAAGACCUUUCGAAUCAGCUAGUUGACAGCAUGCAGGAUGGGGACAGCCUCCGCGAGCAGUGCAACGCGCUACAGGGGGAGCUGCAACAGCAUCAAACAGCAACAGCAAAAAUGAGUGAUGAAAAGGACCAAAGGAUCGAGCAGCUGCUCUCACAUAUCCGUGAGCUGGAGAGUGAAGUUGCUGAGAAGAAUAGUCUUAUAGAUGCAACGGAAGGCACGAUUAAUGAGAUGCGUGAGCAGAUGACUAAUCUGGAGUCGGCCCUGCUGGAGAAGUCGGUGAUAGUCAACAAAGUCGAAGACUAUCAACGGCAAAUCGAAUCGCUCGAGAAGCAGCAUGCUGAAAUGACAAUGGUCUGCGAGGAGCUGCAGGAGAAAGUCAAAGAGAACACUAUUAACGAGAGCGAGAGCCAGAUCAUGUCGAACAGCGCACAGACUCUGAUGAGUGAAGAGGACGGUAUUUCGAGGCAAAGCAACGAGGAUGUUGCAGCCAAAUUGUCUGAUUUGAAUGCUGAGGUUAAUCGCCUGCAAUCGCAAAUCCAGUUGAAAGAUGAGCUGAUUGAAAAGAUUCAGUCUGAGCUACACGUGCUAAACGACCGAUUUAUAUCCAUGGACGUUUUGCACGCGGAAUUACAAGCCAAUGCCCAGACGAAUCAGGGGCUACUCGAGCAGCAGGCUGCCAAAUUGACGGAAGAUGCAAAUCGCAUCGAUAAACUUCAGGAGUCCAAUGCACAGCUGCUCGAGCGUUGCUUGAAGGCUGAAGAAGCUGCCGAAGCAUUAAAUCAGCGUCUUGCACAGCCGUCAGAACUGGAGCGCUUAAAGCAGGAACACGAGAAACGCGUCACCGAGCUGCAAAUCGAACUGGAUAAUGCCAAAAGGGAGCUGAAUUCGAUGGAGAAACAGAAUAAGGAUCAUCUGAAUAACAUUCAGCUCGAGUACUUACAGAAAAUUGAGCUCAGCGAGUGUGAGUAUCGUGAAAAUCUGCGCAAGUACAAUAUUGAAUGGGAAGAGAGCAAAGACCGCUACGAAGCGUUGUUGCAGGAAUUGCAAAUUCAAUUAGCAUCGACUGAAGAGCGUUGUGCCAAACUGAGCGCCGAUAGCGAAGCUGAGAUUAUGUCCGUCAAGAAUGCCAAUAGCGUGGCUGUCGAUCAAUUGGUCAAAGAGAAGCAAGAUCUGGAGUCAAUGUAUGAUGCAAGCCAGAAGCUUGUGCAACAGAUGACAGCUCAAUUAAGCAGCAAGGAACAGGACGCACAGAGAGAGCAGGCAUUGGUCACAUCUUCUAAUGAUAAGCUGCGUGAGAAGUACGAAUCGCAAAUUCGUGAGUACGAGCGGCUGAAAACCGAGCAUGAGCUUACUUUGGAGAAGCUGAAGAUAGAGAAAGGCACAUUGCAGUCGUCUGUUGCUGAAAGCGAGCUAAAGAUCGAGCAUUUGAGCAAUGAACUGCUCAAGGAGCAGAAUGAACGGGAACAGCAGAAGAGCAUGGCGCAACAGUUGCAGGAUGAGCUGAAUGCGUAUGACGAUGAAGAGGCUGACUAUGAAGAAAAAAUUGAAAUUUUAAAUGCCAAGAUUGAAGUCCUGUCAAAUGAGCUGCGGCAGGCAAAUCGAAAGGCUUCUGAUUUGGAGGGACUUCUGCAGGACCAUGAAGAAAUCCAAACUUCUCUUUGUGCGAAAAACGAUCUCAAUAUACAGCUCGCUCAUAAAGUGGAGAAUCUUGAAAGAGAAUUGUCUUCGGCUAACAAUGAGCUAUCAACGCGAAAGGCUGAAGUUGAAAAGCUGAACUUGGAUCUGCAACAGGGAUGUGCCCAGCAGUCCAAGUUAAUGAACAAACUACAAAAGCUGGAAGCGGAAAUUGCACAGCAGGCUAAACAAUUCGAACGCAAAUUGUUGGACCUGGAAAGCGCAAAGGGAGAGCUACAAUUGAAACUUGAUGCACUGGAUCUUCUGAAACGGGAACAAGAGCAGGCAGCUCGACUUCAAGUAGACAAAGAAAAAGUCGAAGAAAUCAAAAAUCGAAUUGAAAAAGACAAAAUCAGGCUCGAAGAGGUCAAUGCUAGACUCGUUGAGGAAAAAUCACGACUGGAGAUAGAAAUCAAUCAACUUCUGGUGCAUAAAGAACGACUAGAAGAGGCUAAUGCAGAGCAGCAGUCGAGAUUACUAGAUAAGGAGGCGAACUGCGAUGCUUUGCAGCAGCAAUUGAGACAUCAGGAGCGCCGUUUCCAUGAAAAUAAAGCUGAACUCCAGAACAAGCUAAACGCCAUGGAAGCAAGCUGCGAUGCCAUGAAAGCAGCUUCCGAGCAACAGAAGAUAGCUUUCGUACAACUGGAGGAGCGGCUGGCAGCGAAUCUUGCAGGAGACAAUAAGAAUGUCGAUGAAUUGCGAUUGAAAAAUGAAAACUUACAAAAAGAUAUUGAUAAUCUUCGCUCUUCCCAGAUAGCGAACAGGAGCAUCUUUGAAGAAGAACGUAAACGCCUGGAUUAUACAAUUUCUAGUCUUUUGGAGGAUAAGCGCAGCUUGGAGGAGAAGCUUUGCACAACCACGGAGAUACUGAAGAAGCUGGAGGCAGAGUUACGAAUCAAAUCUAAUGGCAGCAAUACCUCAUUCGACUCAAGCGCAUCGAGUACAUCGCCUGGUGCUAGAAGAAGUGUGGAUCGUGAUUUAAACCAGCCCAGGAAAUCUGUGAGUAUUGAUUCUGAGGUACGCAGAAAUCGGCGAAUUAGCACACAUGAUGAACGAAGGCGUCAAUCCUACUGGAAUGAUUGCCGUCAUGUGGGGUGCAUGACGGAUGCCGUGGAUAAUAAUUGCAACUGUGCAGAGCUUGACCGAAAGCUGCAGGAUUGCCAGCGCGAGCUGUUCAUAAAGGAAAGCAUGGUGACUGCUUUAAAAAUAGAGUUGAAGAACCAUCCAUUAAAGGAGGAGACAGCUCUAUUAAAGAAACGUCUCCUUGAUGAACAAGCCAAAGCGCGUGAUGAAAUCAAGCGUAUGAAACAAAAGAACGCGGAACUUAUGAGUAAAAUAAACGUAUACACUGCUUCUGCAGCCAUCACGGCCAGUAACCGAACUCCCGUUGAGGGAAAAACGGUUGAGACCCAAACAGAAUCCAGUUUAGAAGCGGAGCUAAAAAAGAUGACUGAUAAGCUCCAUGAUAGCAUACAACUGUGUCGUCAUCGAUAUAAUAAAAUAAAAGACUUGGAAAGUCAGUUAAGACAAAAUGAAAAUAACGAUACCUCCAAUAUAUCGUCUCUAACAGCUGGUCAAAUCAGCGCUCUUAAGUCCAAAUUGGAGGCGCAAAGGAGAGAAAUAUCCACGAUUACCAACAAAUAUGAAUACGCCAAAAGGGCACUUAAAAUGCGACGCGAUGAGCUGGAUGAACUGCGGCAAGUCGCUGGCAUCGAUGCUGUAGAAUCAACAAAAUAAAUUGUUUGUUUGUUUUUUUU